CCCCUCCAUUGCUCCAUUUGCAUCCCAGGAAAACCGCCAUCAUGACUGAGUACAUCAAGGUUGAGAAGGUCAUCCCCAAGCUGCCGCCGCCGGCCUUCAGCGACAUCUCCAAGGCCUCCAACGACCUUAUCAACAAGGACUUUUACCACACUGCCGCAGCUGCCCUCGAGGUCAAGCUCAAGGCCCCCAACGGCGUCAACUUCACAGCCAAGGGCACCUCUGCCCACGACGGCCCCGUCACCUCCUCUCUCGAGGGCAAGAAGUCGCUUCCCAAUGGCAUCAGCAUCACUCAAUCGUGGAACACUGCCAACCUUCUGGCUACCAAGGUUGAGCUCAACGACACCUUCGCCAGUGGCCUGAAGACUGAGGUUCUCUCUAACUUCAGCCCCGCUGCUGGCAACAAGGGCCAGAAGGUCAACCUGCACUUCAAGCAGCCCGCCUUCCACGGCCGUGCUUUCGUCGACUACUCGGCUGCUGGCGCCAUUGGCACUACUGCCGAUGCUGUGGUCAGUCACGAGGGCAUGGUUGUUGGUGGUGAGGUCGGCUACGACGUGCAGAAGGCUGCCAUUACCAAGUACUCGGCCGCCGUCGGAUACACGACCCCUCUCUACAACGCCGCCGUUACCGCUACCAACUCCCUGAGCGUUUUCACUGCCUCGUACUACCAGCGCGUCAACCCCGCCGUCGAGGCUGGUGCUCGUGCCGUCUGGGACUCAAAGUCCGGCAACAAUGUUGGUCUUGAGCUUGCCGCCAAGUACAAGCUUGACCCUGCAUCUUUCGCCAAGGCCAAGAUCAACAACCUCGGCAUUGCUUCCCUGGCCUACAACACCAAGGUCAACAGCGGCCUGACCUUUGGUAUUGGCGGCUCUUUCGAUACCCAGAAGCUGAACGAGGCCGGCCACAAGCUCGGCACCAGCUUCACCUUUGAGGGUUAAGCGCCUGAUCAAGAGACGCAUGUGGAUAGCAGAAUAGAGAAAAAACAAACAAGCUAUAGAUUCCAUUGGUUCUCGCAACGCGGGAUCAUAUCAAUCUAGUGUCAAAGAACACGAGUAGUCUUGGAUAUGCGCCUGUAUGAGAUUGAGUCUCAAUGCAAGGUUAUAAAGAUAUUUGCUCUAGACAUUGAAAUGAGGUGCUGUGAU
Exserohilum turcica Et28A is the source of this 1139-nucleotide messenger RNA. RefSeq lists its product as uncharacterized. Gene Ontology annotation, cellular component: mitochondrial outer membrane. Gene Ontology annotation, biological process: monoatomic anion transmembrane transport. NCBI's taxonomy places the organism in Eukaryota, Fungi, Ascomycota, Dothideomycetes, Pleosporales, Pleosporaceae. Gene Ontology annotation, molecular function: voltage-gated monoatomic anion channel activity. The record is from RefSeq and is a predicted model, not a curated record. The transcript is spliced from 6 exons. Bases 42 to 935 code for a protein of 297 amino acids.